This is a messenger RNA of Megalops cyprinoides (Indo-Pacific tarpon), 1485 nucleotides long. Its product is annotated as keratin, type I cytoskeletal 47 kDa-like. The record is from RefSeq and is a predicted model, not a curated record. Gene Ontology annotation, molecular function: structural molecule activity. Lineage: Eukaryota; Metazoa; Chordata; Actinopteri; Elopiformes; Megalopidae. The transcript has 8 exons. The coding region runs from base 1 to 1485 and encodes 494 amino acids.
AUGGCCUUGGUGGGAAGCCAGCGUUUCUCUGCCAACUCGUUCUCCGGGUUUGGGUCGAGCAGCCGCAGGGCUGCGUCCAUGAGCGUCGGUCGCAGCGUGGCCCAGAGCAGCUCCUCCGGGUUCGGCGGUGGAGCCGGGCUCGGUGCCGGGGGAGGUUUUAGCUAUGGGGGUGCUGGUAGCGCCAGGCUGAGUUAUGGGGCCGUUUCCGGAGGAUCGUCCGGUUACGGAAUGAGCUACGGAGGAGGAAGCGCUGUUGGUGGCGGACUGAGAGUGGGGUUGAGCCAGGCGAGCGCUGUUGGCAGUGGGUUUGGCAUGGGCAGCGGCGCAGGUGUAGGGUUCGGGAUGGCAGGCGGCGCAGGUGCGGGCUAUGAUUUCGGCGGCAUGGGUAUUGAGGCAGGCCCCACCACGUUCGCAGUGAGCGAGAAGAAGCUUUUGCAGUCUCUGAACGACCGCCUGUCGUCCUACCUGGACAAGGUGAGGAUGCUGGAGACCACCAACCGCGAGCUGGAGGAGAAGCUACGAGCCUUCACCGUCAACAAGGUUCAGACCCGCGACUUGCAAGUGUACGAAGAGCAGCUGAAGCCGCUGAGACAGCAGCUGCUGACUCUCAUGCAGGAAAACUCGCGCCUGGCUCUGGAGGUCGACAACGCCAAGCUGGCAGCGGAUGACUUCCGAAUGAAGUUGGAAAGUGAAUACAACAUGCGGCAGUCUGUGGAAGGAGACAUCGCCGGACUGAAGGCGCUGAGGUCGGAGUACGAGUUCAGCAACACAGCGCUGAAUCAGGAGCUCCAGAUGCUGGCUGGGGAGCUCACGGCAAUCAAGAAGAAUCACCACGAGGAAGUGAUCACUCUGCGUGGGGAGAUGGCCGGUACUGUUACUGUGGACGUCCAGGCAGCUAACACCACCAACCUCUCCCAAAUCCUGGAGGAGAUCCGCUCGGAGUACGAAACCGUCGUCCAGAAGAACCGCCAGGAGGUCGAGGGCUGGUAUACGAAGCAGAUGGAGAUUAAACAGGUGGAGCAGAAACAGACCACGGAGACUGCAGUGACCACCAGCUCGGAGAUCGUGGAGGGACGCAAGCAGAGCCUCUCCCUGCAGACUGAACUGGACACCUUAAUCAUGUCUAAAACGUCUGUGGAGGACCGUCUGGUAGAGACGGAGACGCAGUACCAGAUCCAGCUCCAGCGGCUCAACAGCAUGGUGGUGACGCUGGAGAACGAGCUGGCCAAUGUGCGCGAGGGUGCCAUGCAGCAGGCCCAGGAGUACCAGAACCUGCUGAACUUGAAAGUGAAGCUGGAGAUGGAGAUCGCCACCUACAAGCAGCUGCUGGAGGGGGCAGACCUUGGCUUUGGUGUUGCAGGCAAAGCAGCAGGGGGCGGCUACUCCAUGGCCACAAAGUCCAGCUCCAGCAUGUCCUCCAUGUCUUCUGGGGCCUCCAGAAUUGGUGGGGCAGCAAUGUCAUCUGACACCACCAGUCAAUGGUAG